GACAAUGGCGUCGAACGCGAUCAGCGAUAUAACAGACGAAUUUCUCGUCUGCCAGGUGUGUUUGGAGGACUUCAAGCAGCCUAAGAUGCUGCCGUGUCUUCACACCUUCUGCCAGCCGUGUUUGGAGAAGCUCCUGGCCACAGAGCCGGUAGGGAAACUGGACUGUCCAACAUGCCGACAGGACGUGCCACUGCCCAGAAAUGGCGUCCAAGAGCUGAAGUCCAACUUCCUCGUUGGCAAACUGCGCGACAUUCUACAACAACAGCCGAAAGGGGAAAUUUCCGAGGCGCCGGAGGAUGGAAUCCCCUGUACGGUAUGUGAGGUAGGCAACAAGGCUCAGUUCUACUGCUUGGAGUGUACUGACUACCUGUGUCAGACGUGUAACGAUAUGCACGGACGCUUCAAAGCUAAUCGGUCCCACAAAGUUCAAGACCUCCAAUCCGGCAAGGCUGCCGCCGAGCUCCGGGCAAGGGAGACCUCCAAGUGUGAGGAUCACCAUGAACUGAACAAGUUCUACUGUGACACCUGCCACCGGGUCAUCUGUCUGCACUGUGUGGUCACGGCGCACAAAGAUCACCAGUAUGUGGAGAUAGAGAAGGCGGCCGAGAGGGAGGGGGCAAAGGUCAAGGCAAAACUUGCGACAGUCAAGAACACAGCAGACCUGCGUGAGAAGUGGAUAGAAGAGUUGCAGUCAGUGAAGGACGAGUGGUCUGCACAGGUACAGCGAACAGAAGAACAGAUCAGAAAACAAGUCAACUCGAUCAUCGAGGCCGCGAAGAAGGUGGGAAACGACAGAAUCGUUCAGCUUCGCGCCAUGAACGCUGCUCGGGAGAAACAGAUGGAAGCCGCCAUGGAGGCAGCUGAGAUGGACCUGGCCUCAGCCAGGAGCUGUGUCCAGUUCACGGACAACGUGUUGGAGUACGGGAGCCCGGCGGAGCUCAUGUCGGUGGCCGGAGAACUGACCGGACGGUUGGAUCAAACCGCGGAGUACAAAAACACUGAGAAGUCUGAACUUCCCAAGAACUUUGUGAACUUGACCUUUGACCCACCAACCGGAGAACUGGAGCAGGAAGUAGCUAGACUUGUAGGUGGAAUAAACCAGGUGAAAACACCUUUGUGCUCACCGCAAAAAAUCACGCAAGUGCGACCAAACGUGGUGAUCGGGAAUGGCGGCUCGAGUCUAAAACACGUGAAAACUGUUGGUAAGAAGGGCUGUGGAGUUGGACAGUUUGCCUUUCCGAGCUCGCUCGCUGUCACCGCAGAGGGAGACAUUGUUGUGGCUGAUUAUAGCAACUUGCGCCUGCAAUUUCUAGACAAAGAUGGCUCCUUCAAGAGGAAGGUCGACCUAAGGUUCAAGCCGUUGUAUGUGGCGGCACUGACAAACGGUGAGCUGUUGGUGACAGGGGACGGACACAGGAUUCACGUACUGGACAAACAGGGGAGGGAGUCACGUGUCAUCCAGGUGACAGGGGCUGCACAGAGAGGAGGCGCUACACGUGGUGUUGCUGUUGACGGUUUGGGACGCGUCAUCGUCACUAUCGAGCACCAAGUUUUCGUACUUAGUCCCAGCGGUGACGUCAUGCUGAAGUUCGGGGAUAAAGGUCAAGGUCAGCAGCAGCUGGGUUCCUAUCUCCGCGUGACCGUCAACAGCAGCAACCAAAUCAUCGUCAAUGACUGUGACAACAACAACUUGAAGAUAUUUGACCCCACCGGUCGUUAUCUCUUCACGUGCGGGUCACGUGGCUCGGAACCUGGUCAGCUGUACAGCCCCUGGUCUGUCAUCACGGACGGCGAGGACAACAUCAUCGUGGCUGACUUUAAAAACUUUCGUGUUUCCGUGUUCAGUCGGGACGGCACGUUUAUCAGGCACGUGCUGACACGGGAGGAACACGGACUGGACCGUCCAUUGCCAUUGGGACUGGCGCUGACUCUCGACGGACAUUUAGUUGUUUCUGAAUAUCCUGGUUGUAUCAAAUUUUUCCACGGAAUCUAA
This is a messenger RNA of Branchiostoma floridae (Florida lancelet), 1993 nucleotides long. RefSeq names its product tripartite motif-containing protein 2-like. The transcript has a single exon. The record is from RefSeq and is a predicted model, not a curated record. Gene Ontology annotation, cellular component: nucleoplasm; chromatin. Gene Ontology annotation, biological process: positive regulation of DNA-templated transcription. Bases 5 to 1993 code for a protein of 662 amino acids. NCBI's taxonomy places the organism in Eukaryota, Metazoa, Chordata, Leptocardii, Amphioxiformes, Branchiostomatidae. Gene Ontology annotation, molecular function: zinc ion binding; protein binding; ubiquitin-protein transferase activity.